Messenger RNA from Achroia grisella, 2901 nucleotides. Its product is annotated as neutral alpha-glucosidase C-like. The transcript is spliced from 7 exons. Gene Ontology annotation, molecular function: alpha-glucosidase activity. Gene Ontology annotation, biological process: carbohydrate metabolic process; N-glycan processing. NCBI's taxonomy places the organism in Eukaryota, Metazoa, Arthropoda, Insecta, Lepidoptera, Pyralidae. The coding region runs from base 121 to 2829 and encodes 902 amino acids. The record is from RefSeq and is a predicted model, not a curated record.
AUUUGUGUAUGUCUGUGAAAGCUCAAAGUAGUGAUGUUACAGGAUACAAUUAAGUGAAACAGAUAGUUACGACUUUAUACAUAUUUAAUAUAUUCGUGUGACUUCAAACGUAACUUCACAAUGAUACCGUAUGCAGAUGGGAAGAAGGAUGAUAACUCGAACCUUCAUGAUUACUAUGUUCAUGAAUAUGAAAAAGUUGCCAAAAAAGUCAAAUGGUACAACGCAAUAUUCCUUAACAGGCCAUUACGAGUGGCCGUCGGGUUACUCUUCUUAGCAAUUUUAAUUCCAGUUCUACUGUAUCAGUAUAUAUUUGUGACGGCGGAUAGACCCCCAACAGACGGGUUCUCUUCAGGAUCCUGCGUCCUCCAAUUAAGUGCAAGGCUUUUAUGUGGUUUAGGAAACGUGUCAAUAGAGGAAUGUCACUCGCAAUGUUGUUACGAUCCAACUCACAACGUGUGCUACCAUAGAUAUCCAUCUAGAUUCUCAUAUAUCUUUCAUCAAAAUUGGGCUGAAGAUGUUGUUCUAAUGCCUAGAAUUCCCACAGUACCUUUCAAAUUACAAGAGAGCCUUAAAACUAUAAAAUUGUCAGUAGACGAAAUAUCGCAAACACACAUGUCACUAACAUUUUACGAUUCGACGAGAAUGUCCCUAGACGGGCAAAGACUAGAAAAUAAAACGUACACUUACGAAGUGUUGCCUGCAGAAUUAGAUAUAUCCAUAAAUGGCCCACAGGGAAGGUUAUUUAGUACAUUGAGAGGUCCUCUAAUUGCGUCAGAUAACAUUUGGGAAAUAGCUUUUAGGGUAACAAAUGAAUCAAUUUAUGGACUCGGUGAGGUACCUCUUAGAGAGGGAACAGUCAAAAUUAUUUACAAUCACGAUGGAGGUUUGAAUACUGUACCUUUAAUCUAUGCGAAAUUGAAUAGCUCGUACCAUGGCAUAAUGGUGGAGGCUAAGGGGCCAACUGAAAUAUCAAUACAUGGAGAGAACAAUAUUGUUGUUAGAAGUAUUACGAACGACGGUCUGAAAUUACACGUAUUUGUAGGACCAAAGCCUUCAGAUGUAAUGAAAGAUGUAAGAGGUUUAAUUGGUUCUUAUGAUAAAUUGGAAUAUUGGAUGCUUGGCGCUCAUAUUUGCAAUGACAUGAAUGAAACAACAGAAGAAGCUUACAAUGAUCUGAAUGAAUUUAUUUCAUUAGCUAAUGAAAAGAAAAUUCCAUAUGAGAGUCACUGUGGCAUUGCCCCUAUAGUUUUUAAAAACGAAGUAUGCUUAGACUCUGGUUUAUAUUUCGAUAAUGGCGGAGAAUUAAUAAAAAAUGCAAAUAAAAAAUUAGUUGGACAUGUUUCGCCACAUAUAAUAUACGGAAUACAUAAUAACACAGAUGUGGAAGACACUAAGAGUAGCGUAUCAUCAAACGAAAGUUGCAUAGAUAUUGCUCAACAUUUUCAUGAAUUUAUGAUACGCAAACCGAAUUCAGUAGAUAUUUACAAAGGUAUAAUAGGAAAUUAUGAUGUUUUAUAUCCUGACUACGAAAAUAUAACGGAGGAAUUUUUACAAAGCAUAUGGGCAUACAACGUUGCAUUAGAUGGAGUAAUCAUAGAAAAUAUUUGGCCCCUGGAUGAAUCUGUGAAAGACCAUGAAUUAAUAAAUUCGUCUUUACCGUACUUUAAUAAGAACUUCGAAACUGCAUUUAAUGAGACGCCGCAAUGGAACGCUACACGUCCUAAUGGAGAAAUAUAUUUUUAUAAUCACAACGAUUAUGCAAAUAAUUUUAUAAGUGCUGUUAAUUUUGGAUCCGACAAUAUACCGGCAUGGGCUUCCGAUCAAUUGAUGAAAGGAGAUGUAAUGAUAAAUAGGCAAAAUAUUAUAACUUCAUGGACUAACCUUCGCAAAGAACUGGUUGACAUUGCUUUGGGCGGUAUAUCAGGCCAUUGGCUUUGGUCAUCGCCGAUUUGUGGAGAUACUGAUAAUUAUAAUAGCACUACUCAAAUUGAACUUUGCAUUAAAUGGUAUAUGGCUGCCACAUAUAUGCCGAUGGUCAAGAUUCAUUCGAAGUCAAUACCGAGACAUCCUUUAGCCUUUCAGGGUAUUGACAGAGCACUUGUGAUUAAUGCACUGAAUCACAGGUUAAGUUUGUUACCAUAUUUCUAUACUGUAUUGCAAGAAGGACCUCUUCUUAGACCAAUGUUUUAUCAGUUCCCUGCCUCUGAUAGCUUGAAAGAUUUGACCUCACAAUUUAGUGUUGGAGAUAGCCUGUUAAUAGUUCCAAAUUUGACACCAAGUCAAAGUCACGUCCACGUAUGGCUUCCCCCUGGAAGUUGGUUUGAAAUUUGGAGUGGAUUUAAGCUAGAAGGCGAAGAAGGUGAUGUUGUAACAAUGACGACAACUACCUCUGAUUUUUUGACGCUAAUUCGCGGAGGUUCAAUUAUGGUUAUGCAGAAGGAAGUUAAAGAAACUGCCGAUCAAACACGUUUGCUAUCAAGUUUUUCAUUAAUUGUCGCUAUUGACUGCCAGUACGAGAACGUCACCGAUGUAUUCAGUAAUACCACUGAACAAGAAGUGUGCGAAGCAACAGGCAAUAUCUAUAUGACAAAUAAUAUAGCGCUGAAAUUCGAAUCAAAUACACAACAUCUAAUUAUAUCAAGCGUCGGUGAUGAUUACGAUGUCUUCUGUGAUACAGACAAUGCUUUAUGGUCGCAUACGAUUAAAGAAAUUUACGUUUAUGGAUUAGAAGACAGCUACAAUAAUUAUGAUCAUCACAGACAUAUAGAAACUACGGUAGAUUUGUGUGCACUUCAGUACAGUGAAAAUAUAUUAAUAAGUAUAACAUAAAAUUAAUAUUUAAUAACCAUUUUAAAUUAGAACUUUCGGCAACUGGUAAAUCGUGUUUCAAUAAUAGCUUAU